AUGACGGACAAUCAGAAGCCGCUAGGCUUACUCUUCGACAUUGGAGGCGUGUGUGUUGUGUCGCCAUUUCAAGCAAUUCUGGACUAUGAAAUUGCCAACAAAAUUCCCACCGGAUGGGUAAACUUCAGCAUCUCGCGCACCUCGCCUAACGGCAGCUGGCACAAACUAGAGCGCGGCGAAAUCAAGCUGGACGCCGACUUCUUCGCUGGCUUUAAUUCGGACCUGAAAAACCCAGAGCUAUGGCGAAGGUACCAUGAAACCCGCCAAAGAAAAUCGACAGGCGAUGCCUCGGUACUCCCUCCCUUGCCGGAAUUGGAUGCAGAAUGGCUCUUCUGGGAAAUGAUGCGGAUAUCCCGCGAGCCGGAUCCCUAUAUGUUUCCUGCGCUGCGAAAAUUGAAAGAAUCGGGGAAAUUCAUUCUCGGUGCCUUGUCGAACACGGUUCAGUUUCCUGAUGGGCACCCCUAUAAUAACGACACCGCCAAGAUAAGGGCGCCGUUCGACUUCUUCAUCUCGUCAGCGCUUACGGGACUCAGGAAGCCGGAUCCGAAGAUCUACGAGGCUGCAGUGGAUGAGAUGGAUGCGAUGGCGAAAAAGAAAGGGAUGAAGGGUGCCAACGCAUCCGACAUUGUUUUCUUCGAUGACAUAGGAGAGAACCUCAAGGGCGCAAAGAAGGCCGGGAUGAGAACGGUCAAAGUCAACCUUGGGAGGACAAAAGAUGCAGUCAGGGAGCUCGAGAAAAUCACCGGCAUACAACUUCUGGACAAUCAGAACAGGGCUAAAUUGUGA
Molecule: messenger RNA, 786 nt
Organism: Aspergillus affinis
Lineage: Eukaryota; Fungi; Ascomycota; Eurotiomycetes; Eurotiales; Aspergillaceae
Product: HAD family hydrolase
Exons: 2
Coding region: 1-786 (261 amino acids)
Source: RefSeq, a predicted model, not a curated record